AUGACAGACAAGACCAUCGUCUCGGAUAGUACAAGUCUCUCAGAUGGCCAGCUCCUGUCGGAGAAAGAUGACAAACGUGUGCGGUCCAAGAUCGACGCGGUGGUGAUGCCUCUGGUUGCCAUCGCCAUGACCCUGGCUUUUCUCGACAAGAACGGCCUUGGCUAUGCGGCAGUCUGGGGCCUGGAAACAGACACCCAUCUCCAAGGCCAGCAGUACAGCUGGCUGGGAAGCAUCUUCUACUUUGGCUAUCUGGGCAUGGAACUGCCCAACCUGUGGCUGAUCACCAAGGUGCCGCUGGGCCGGUAUCUCGGCGGGUGUCUGACAGCCUGGGGCGGGUGUCUGUGUCUGCUGGCGGCGUGCAACAGCUUCGCCGGGCUGGCGACGAUCCGGUUCCUGCUCGGCGUGUUUGAAGCGGCGAUGCUGCCGUGUCUGUUGCUGGUCAACUCGCGCUGGUACCGGCGCGAGGAGCAGCCCCUGCGCACGGCCAUCUGGUACAACACGCUGGCGGGCGUGUUUGGGGGUAUCCUGAGCUACGCCAUCGGCCACAUCCACGGCGCCCUGCAGACGUGGCGGUACAUCUUCCUGAUCUACGGGUCUGUCACCGUCGCGUUUGGGGUGCUGGUCAUCCUCGCCCUGCCUGACCGGCCGGCCACGGCCUGGUUCCUCUCGCCGGGGGAGAAGAAGAUGGCCGAGGCGCGCGUGGCGGCGAACAAGACCGGCGCGGCGGCCUCGUUGGCGUCGGCGCAGCGCAGCAGGAUGCUGGACGCUGACCUCGCUGGUGUCUAUCUCAUGGGCUUCUAUAAUGUCCCCUGGGUCCUGGCCUUGAGCCUGCAGACCUCCAACACGGCGGGAAUCACCAAGAAGAGCUUUGUCUCGGUGUCUAUCGCGGUCUUUUACGCGGUUGGCAAUAUUGUUGGCCCCCAGUUCUUCAGGUCCAGCCAGGCGCCGCAUUACAGCCUCGGCAUCGGGGCCAUGCUGUGUGCGUUUGCCGUCAUGGCGGCCACAGGCGGAUUCUAUUUCAUCGCGUGUUUCCAGGCCAAUCGAAGCCGAGAACGUUCAGGAUCAAAUGAGGGCGAUGAGACAGACACGGAGGAUCUGACCGACUGUGAGAAUCGUAGCUUUCGAUAUGUAUAUUAA
Messenger RNA from Penicilliopsis zonata CBS 506.65, 1137 nucleotides. RefSeq lists its product as hypothetical. The transcript has 4 exons. The record is from RefSeq and is a predicted model, not a curated record. Gene Ontology annotation, biological process: transmembrane transport. The coding region runs from base 1 to 1137 and encodes 378 amino acids. Gene Ontology annotation, cellular component: membrane. NCBI's taxonomy places the organism in Eukaryota, Fungi, Ascomycota, Eurotiomycetes, Eurotiales, Aspergillaceae. Gene Ontology annotation, molecular function: transmembrane transporter activity.